Molecule: messenger RNA, 1339 nt
Organism: Salvelinus namaycush (lake trout)
Lineage: Eukaryota; Metazoa; Chordata; Actinopteri; Salmoniformes; Salmonidae
Product: b(0,+)-type amino acid transporter 1-like
Exons: 11
Coding region: 179-1339 (386 amino acids)
Biological process (GO): amino acid transmembrane transport
Cellular component (GO): membrane
Molecular function (GO): L-amino acid transmembrane transporter activity
Source: RefSeq, a predicted model, not a curated record
UGUUCUUUGUCUCAGGGAGACAGCCAGGAGUAGUUGAGACCCACAGAGGAAUGUGUUGUGCAUCGUAGUAGAUCUAUCUCUAGUUGAUGAUUUCUGCUGCUAUCAGAGAGUUAUCUGAAGACAUUCCUGGGUUCCUGCAUCAAACACAACUACAAACAUUUCUACACAGGAGGGUGACAUGGACGAGGGCAGUGUGAGGAAGAGGAGGGACAUGUUUAAUGGAGGCCCCGGCCCAACCUCCAAUAUGUCUGCCUCCCACUCCAAGCCUGCUGAGGAGGACGUGAAGGCUACCGUGCUACAGAAGGAUGUGGGCCUUUUGAGUGGGAUCUGUCUGAUCGUAGGAACCAUGAUCGGCUCUGGCAUCUUCAUCUCCCCGAAGGCAGUGCUGCUGGAAACGGGAGCCGUAGGACCAUGUCUGUGUGUCUGGGCCGCCUGCGGGGUGCUGGCUACACUGGGGGCGCUGUGCUAUGCGGAGCUGGGCACCAUGAUCACGAAGUCUGGAGGGGAAUACCCGUACCUGAUGGAGGCCUUUGGGUCAGUGAUGGCCUACCUCUACUCAUGGAGCACAAUCAUGGUCUUAAAGCCCUCCUCCUUCGCCAUCAUCGCCCUAAGCUUCGCAGAGUACGCCUCCACGCCAUUCUACCCAGGAUGCACUCCUCCCAUUGUGGUCACCAAGUGCCUGGCUGCAGCGUGCAUAUUUCUGAUAGUGUUGGUGAACUGUCUCAGUGUGAAGCUAGCCAGCUAUGUCCAGAACUUCUUCACUGCAGCCAAGCUUCUCAUCAUCCUGGUCAUCAUAGUGGCGGGCAUCGUCCUCUUGGCACAAGGAAACACUGAGAAUCUGUCCAACCCAUUUGAAGGAGCCUCAACCUCCUUUGGAUCCAUUGGACUGGCGUUUUACAACGGGCUCUGGGCCUACGAUGGGUGGAAUCAGCUGAACUUUAUAACAGAGGAGCUGAAAAACCCAUACAGAAACCUUCCCCUGGCCAUUAUCAUUGGUAUUCCCUUGGUGUCUGUGUGCUAUGUGCUGGUCAACAUUGCCUACUUCAGUGCCAUGACCGCUACGGAACUACUGCAGUCUCCUGCUGUCGCUGUGACUUUUGGUGACAGAGUGCUGUACCCCCUGUCGUGGGUAGUCCCUGUGUUUGUCGUCUUCUCCACCUUCGGGGCGGCCAAUGGGAGCUGCUUCACUGCCGGCAGGCUGACCUAUGUGGCAGGAAGAGAGGGUCACAUGGUAAAGAUCUUGUCCUAUAUCAGUCUGAAACGUCUCACUCCUUCCCCCGCUGUCAUCUUCAAUGUAAGUCUGAGAUAUUACAACUCUAUCCAGCUCAUUGUACUGUAA